Molecule: messenger RNA, 1181 nt
Organism: Amaranthus tricolor (Joseph's coat)
Lineage: Eukaryota; Viridiplantae; Streptophyta; Magnoliopsida; Caryophyllales; Amaranthaceae
Product: oxygen-evolving enhancer protein 2, chloroplastic-like
Exons: 4
Coding region: 223-1023 (266 amino acids)
Biological process (GO): photosynthesis
Cellular component (GO): photosystem II; photosystem II oxygen evolving complex; extrinsic component of membrane
Molecular function (GO): calcium ion binding
Source: RefSeq, a predicted model, not a curated record
CCAACGUGGAUCCAAUAGACUCCUCUUCUACCUUAUCUUUUCUUCAUAAUCUAAUCUUUACAUCAUCCAAUUUCUGAUUUCAUAAGAAUCUUUUUAACAAAAUUUCUUCAUCACAUAACUCUUCCUUAUACUUUCUCCUACACCCACAUAUUUCCCAACAUCCAACACCAAAAAAACAAACAGAGGUGGUGUAAGUGACUAAGUUUCAAAUACUGAGAAAAAAUGGCAUCCACUUCAUGUUUCUUACAGCACCAUGUAGCCAUCUCUAGCCCAUCCUCUGGUCGAAACCCGACACAACGCUACCAGGCCGUUAGCGUCAAGCCUAACCAGCUUGUCUGCAAGGCUCAGAAGCAGGAUGAUGAGUCUGCUGUCAACCUUAACAGUAGCGUGUCGAGGCGAUUGGCACUUACUGUUCUUAUUGGUGCUGCUGCUGUUGGCUCUAAGGUCUCCCCUGCUGACGCUGCCUAUGGUGAAGCUGCUAAUGUAUUCGGGAAGGCAAAGACAAACACGGACUUCUUGCCUUACACUGGUGAUGGAUUCAAGUUGUCGGUCCCUUCGAAAUGGAAUCCGAGCAAAGAAGUAGAGUACCCGGGUCAAGUUUUGAGAUUCGAGGACAACUUUGAUGCCACCAGCAAUUUAGCUGUUAUGAUCACCCCCACUGACAAGAAAUCCAUCACUGAUUAUGGUUCCCCUGAAGAAUUCCUUUCACAAGUGAACUACUUGUUGGGCAAACAAGCUUACUUCGGAAAGACUGAUUCAGAGGGUGGUUUCGACUCAGAUGCUGUUGCAACUGCAAACGUACUUGAAAGUAGCACCCCAGUUGUGGAUGGGAAGCAAUACUAUAGCGUGACGGUUUUGACAAGAACAGCUGAUGGUGAUGAGGGUGGCAAACACCAAAUUAUUACGGCCACAGUGAAGGACGGUAAGCUUUACAUAUGCAAGGCUCAAGCUGGAGACAAGAGAUGGUUCAAGGGUGCAAGGAAGUUCGUCGAGAACGCUUCCAGCUCUUUCAGUGUUGCUUAAAUAAUGUAAAUUGAUUUGAGAAAUUUCUAUUUGUAAAUCAACAUCUCAACUCCUUUUGGGCUUUCUAGUUUAUCAGCUCAUUUUUCUUAAGGAGAAGUAUCCAUAUAUAAAUACCGAAUUUCAAAGUUGCAAAUAGCAAUAAGUUAAUUUUCCCAAAA